UCUAUGUAUGUUGAAAGCGAAAAACGAGCAGUUAAUCAAUAAAAUCGAGGGAAUCAUUGUUUACUAUAAGCUGAAAGUAAAGUGACUGGCAUAAAUAUUGUUUGUACAAUGCACAAUAGGAAGUUUCAAAUUAACUCGAACCCUUUAACGUAAUUUUUGAUCCUUGGCCCUCAAGAAGAUUCCGAGUUUCAACAGAUUAAAUAGAAGAGCUCCAUGAACUCUCUUCACAGACAUUUCGUUUUUUGCAUAACUAUGGUUUUCGUCUCAAAUAGUGGGGAUAAUUAUCGCAUCGCAAGAGGAUCCUCACCGCGUGAAAGAUAUGAAGUGGUGAGAAUAUUCAGUGCAGAAAGAACUCUUGCUCAAACUUGUCGAAGCAAUUAAUGUUAAUUCAGUUUUAUUAAACUGCAGUGAAAUGGGUAAGAAGGAAGCACCACUUUUCGUCAUUGAAAAUAAUAUCAUAAAAGCUCAAAAUCUGCCUCCUCCGAAAGAAGAGGGGCGCCUAAAUGAACUAUUGUUGGACAAUUUGAAGAAAAAUCCAGACUUUGUUGGACAAAUUGAUGCUGAAACGGGAGAAAUCAGAACAUACAGAGAAUUAGCCGAUGAAAGUGUUCGCUGUGCAAUAUGGCUUCAAAAAGAAGGAAUAGGCCCAGGUGACAUCAUCGCUCUGUGCACCCACAAUAGCCUUGCAGUAUGGGCUCCUUAUUGUGCAACUUUCUACAUCGGAGCGAAUCUUAAUCCAUGGUUCCACGAUUGGUCACCUGAUACGGCAAGAUACUUUGUGAAUCUUACGAAACCAAAGGUGAUUUUCGCCAACGAGGAUGCUGGUAAAAUGCUCAGAGAAAUACUCAGAGAGGAGAAUGUUGAAUCGAAAAUCAUAGUUUUUGGUAAUGUUCCUGGAUUGGAAUCUUUCGACGAUAUUAUUAAAAAACAGAGUGCAGACGAAGUGGACAAUUUUCAGUGUCACCCAGUAAAUCCAGAAGAUGAUGCCUUAAUGUUAUUUUCAUCAGGAAGCACUGGUUUUCCCAAAGGUGUUCAACACUCGUAUCGAGGAUUAUAUUACAAUACGUAUCGAUUUAGUAACUUAUUUGAAAAAUCGGAGAAUAUGGUUUUGAUGUGUAAUUCAUCACUGUACUGGAUAUCCGGAUCUUUAUGUACAUUAUGGAGCAUAUUGUACGCAUUUCAAGCUAUUAUCGUGAACAAUCUAACACCGGAAGGGCUUUGCAGAAAUGUCGAAAAGUUCAAGGUGCAGUUCGUAUUUGCUGGGACAGGAUUUAUAAAUGAACUAUUUAAUUCUUAUCAAAUAAUGACAAAAUUUGAUUUAUCUUCAAUAAAAUACUUUAUGACGGGCGGCUCAAAAGUGCGAGCGGAAAUCACAAAAAGAAUUAAUAGUGUAUUUAAGAAUGCUGGCGCUGAUGGUGAAAUUCUUCAAGGAUACGGUCUCACAGAAUCAGGUGGAGUUAUAUCUAUCCAACGAAGAGGUCACAAUAAAUAUGAGUCUUGCGGAAUCUUAUCCUUUGAUAUACAAUUGAAAAUAAUAAAUAUUAAUACUAAAGAAAUCCUAGGAGCCAAUCAGGUUGGUGAGAUUUUUAUCAAACAGACGCAUAUAAUGAAGUUUUAUUUCAAAAAUCCAAAGGCCACUAAAGAAGUAAUUGAUGAUGAAGGUUGGCUUCACACUGGAGAUUUGGGCUAUUAUGACUUGGAGGGCAACAUCUACAUCGUGGACCGAUUAAAGGAGGUGAUAAAAUACAGAGGGCAUCAUGUUUCUCCAAUAGAAAUAGAAAGUCUACUUGCCAAACAUCCCGAAGUAUUGGAUGUUGCUGUUGUUCCUGUACCUCACUCAGUGGACGAUGAACAUCCAAUGGCUUUCGUUGUAAAGGCUAAAAAUUCAGAUGUAAUUAGAAAGAAAUUAUUUCAAUUUUGA
This is a messenger RNA of Belonocnema kinseyi, 1921 nucleotides long. RefSeq names its product luciferin 4-monooxygenase-like. The record is from RefSeq and is a predicted model, not a curated record. The transcript has 7 exons. The coding region runs from base 413 to 1921 and encodes 502 amino acids. Gene Ontology annotation, molecular function: long-chain fatty acid-CoA ligase activity. Lineage: Eukaryota; Metazoa; Arthropoda; Insecta; Hymenoptera; Cynipidae. Gene Ontology annotation, biological process: fatty-acyl-CoA biosynthetic process; long-chain fatty acid metabolic process.